Molecule: messenger RNA, 588 nt
Organism: Aspergillus terreus NIH2624
Lineage: Eukaryota; Fungi; Ascomycota; Eurotiomycetes; Eurotiales; Aspergillaceae
Exons: 2
Coding region: 1-588 (195 amino acids)
Molecular function (GO): carbon-oxygen lyase activity, acting on phosphates
Source: RefSeq, a predicted model, not a curated record
AUGGCAUAUCCAAUUUGCCGGGAUGGGCCCCAUGUCACAAAAGCCCAGGACGAAGAAAUAUUGAACCACUUUCUUAGUUCUAUCCCGUUCCAGAGAACGUGGAGUCCGGAUCCUUCAAUUGAAGAGAUUGUUCGAUCCCACUGUCUUCGCCAUGGCUUUGAUACAGCAAAGACAUAUCAAAUUGCUAAACACGGCGCCGCGGCUGCGCAAUGGUUCUACCCGAAACACCCAAAGGAGGUGCAAAUAGCCAUCGGACUAUUCAAAGCAUUUUUCUUCACGGUCGACGACUUUGGAGACAAAAUCCUUCAUGAGGUGCGCAAUUUUCGGCGGGCAAUAGUGGCUAGAGCAGAGCAACCCCCGGUUCUUCAAUCCUUUGCAGAACUCUUACCCACUUUCGAUCAAUAUUAUGAUGCGUUUUCGGCUGAUAAAAUAUUCACUGGCCUUAUUGACUUCAUGGACUCUUGUGCCAUGGAAUUCGAAACCUCGGGGAAGUUCAAAGCGUUAGACACAUCUCCGAACUUCCCACGCGGAUGUCAACGACCUUCUUUCCUUCUACAAGGAAUCAAUUGUCUCGAACGAGCGAAAUAA